AUGUCACUCAGAGCUAAGUCCCACAACGACCUGCAGACGGCUGGGAGGGCCUCGCUAGAUGACGGCCUGUACAAGUCUUUCUCCAUGAGCAGCAGUAACGUCACCAGAAACAGCCGGUUCGGGAACGGGACAGUGGAGGAGGUCAAAGGUCUCUCCAGACCGACCAGGAGGCCUGUACGGGUGGUGCGACCGGUCAGUGCCGUCAGCUCCAACGGCUCCUUCCUCCAGAUCAACCACCUGCAGGGAGAGCUGGUCAGAAAGAGGAAGGAAUGUGAAGAUCUGAGAAAAGAAAACAAGUACUUAACCAACGAGAUCCACAUGGAGCGGAUCGUGAUGCGCACAGAGAACGAGCUGACCAUGAGGAACCUCAGGAACCUGAACCAGGAGCUGCAGGCGCAAGUCAAAGAGCUGAAGCAGAGGGUGUAUCAGAGCCAGCAGAGGGCCACGCUGUGCUCACGAGCUGCAGAUGAGGCGGAGGAGUCCAGGGGGGAGGCGGAGAAGAGCCUGGCCCUGGCUGAGGCUCGGGCCCUCGGCUGUCAGCGGGACAAAGAGGCAGCGCAGGCCGACAGGAGCCGCCUGAGUGAAGAACUGCAGCAGCUUAAAAAAGAGCACACUGAUCUGCAGCUUUUACUGGCACAAACAGAAAAGAACUACUUUGAAACCAAGCUGAAGCUGGACCGAGUGUCUGGGGAGAAACAGGCCCUGCUGCAGGAGAACAGGAGCCUGGAGGAGGACAGAGACAACCUCCGACACAAGCUCAGACAGAUCACCGAGGAAAAUGUCCAAAUUAAACAGAGUGAGAUGAAUUCGAGGCGCAGAGCGAUGACGUCAGAGGAGGAGAGCAAAAAGGCCAACCAGGCCCAGCGGGAGGCCGAGGCCGAGAGGCGCCUGGCUGAGAAGGAGAGGCAGGAGAGGACGGCCGAGUGCCUGAGCUGGAGGGAGAGGCACCAGGAGUUAGCCGACAGAUUCAGAGCUCAGGAGGACCUGAAGGCUCUGAGGCAGAACAAGGCAUGUCAGGCCAACAUCAAGAGUUAUUUCCUCUGCAUGACAGAAAGUGAUCAGAGGGUUAAAAUUCUCAAAAAUCAAGACGGCACCCCAAGAAAUUUUACGGAAGGAGACCCUGUGUAUAUCUCCACCUCUGAGUCCAGUCCUGAAGAGCCUGAGAGGAGUUCAUCCAGGACCAUGUUCAGAGUCUCUGCCCCACACACGGGGAGGGAUCAGGGCCCGAGUCACUUUGAUGAGCUGCCUGCCUUCGGAGGAGAGCGACCUGACUCUGCCCCUCCACGCAGAAGCAGGAAGGUGGUGGAAUACUUCUGGAUCCCUACAGACCAGGAGUAGUCCACAGCUGCUGUUUUGUUGUAGCAGAGAAUGGUGAAACCGGCCCUGCUUCAUCGUCACAGCAGGCAGAGGAGGGAGAUGACUGUUGUCGAGGAGUUGAGAUACCUGAACCUCCAGGCUCUGGUCCACCAUCCACACAUACAGCCUGAAUCAACUCCAGAGUUAUACAUUAGGACGUCUUCUCAGGUUUAAUACUGGGCUGAGAGCAAGUACUCAGUUUCUAUUUGGAGCCCAAAACAUAUUUUACUAUUGUCCACAUCACAAGUUUCUCUGUAUGUAUUGUCUAAAAGCUUCCAGCUCCAGUGUGCAGGAUUCAGGGGGAUAUACUGGCACAAGUCUGUUAUAACCGGAAAAUAAGAACCGUUGUUUCCAUUACCUCAUAAUGAGCUGUUUAUAUCUACAAAGGGAGCAGGUCCUUGUCUACGGAACUCACCAUGUUGCACCACUGUUUCUACAGUAGCCCAGAACGGACAAACCAAACACUGGCUCUAAAUAGGGACUUUACAGUUUUCACAUUGGCCACCGUAGUUCGCCGCUCCUCAGCCUUUUUUAUGAAGGGAAACUGCUUUAUUCAGUGUUUAGGCCCCUGUGAAGAUAAAAUAUAUUCUCAAAGCAUCUCAGACCUUAAAAGGGCUCCAUGCUGAAAUACUGUUAGGAGCAGAGAGGAAGACUUAAGAGGCUUAAGAGUUUCUAAAGCUGAGUAUAAAUGGUGCAAACACAGAGGUCAGAGAGAUAGUCUCCCAAUGUGGAAUGAGAGUGAAAUGUUGAACAGUUCAGAUCAAAUCCUGCAGGAAGUUUGCAGUCGAUCUUAUUAGGGACAUGUACACAUUUCCCGCCUGACACUGUAACACCAGAAAUUAAUGUGAUCACAACACGAAGACAUUUGGAAAUCUGGAAAAAUGAAACAAUGAUGAGUUGAGUCUGUCUCAACCCUCCACCAGCAGCGAUAAACAAUGACAAAACUUCCACAAUCAGUUCAUCUCAUUUCCACUGGGGGUCCACAUCUUGCAGGCUCACAAGAUCAUGACAACCAAUUACAUCUGUUAAAGAACAGGGUCGACCACACCUCCUCACUGAGGUCAAAGUUUCUGUCUCGUCCUCGCUCAGAGAACUUUCCUUUAAAGCUCCUGAGCUAAGGCUCCUUACUAAAAGAUUUAAGGCUAAGUUAGGAGCUCUCUGAGAGUGUUCUCAGAAUGUUUGUGAAUACAGCCCCUAGACGGUUUAUUUUGGAGAAGAGACGUCUGUGGAUAAUUUAUCUCCCUGUAAAAACCUGUACACUAACCAGGAGAUGUUUCAGCUGCAGUCCUUACAGCCAGAUGCGGCUAAAUCCCCCUAAAUCUGACACACUGUUUCUUUAAAAAUGUGCGGUGAAGAAAGAAGAAGAAGGUAAAUUAGAUUCAAGCCCUAAAAAAAACAAAAUGUUACCUCAAAUUUCUUGAGAUCUUCGACAGACAGCCGACACUGCAGGGGUGUGUGAGCUCACACAUCAGCAGGGUGAGAGUCUGAUCGUAGUCAUCUCAGACGUGAAGGUGUGUUACAGAGUGUGAGACAUUUUUGUAAAGUCAAACUGUAAAUAAAAGUGAAAAGUAGCUUUGGUGCUCAUGUACUGGACUUUAUUGACAUUAAAGCAAUAGAGGUGCACAAUAAUUUUGAAUACCUUACAAUAUGAUCCAAAUCCAUUGCCUUAUACAUAAACAUGGCUUGUCAGCACAGUUCUCAGGUAAAAGUCGAUGUUUCUUAUUUAGCGGUUAGACUUCUUUUAGCGAGGAGGAGGAGGAGGAGGGGGGUCGAUUACUUCCUAUCUUAUCUACUGACUUUGCCAAUUUAAGAAAAAAACAUUUAAAAAAUCCACUGGUUUCACUCUCCAUGUCGAGUGCUCAAAAUAAACGGGCCACGUUCAAACUGGUGCUCCAAAUUCUGGUCGAGAUGAAACUCUGAGCCCACAGGGAUGUUUUCUCGGGGAGGACGCUGAGCUGUCGAAUUAAUAAAAACGAGCUUCUCUUCCGUUCUUAAACAUUAAUACUUGUAAACCAUGUGAAGCGUCGUAGGAAAAGUCGGCUUCGAUAAAUUUUAUUGUGCAAUCAGGACUAAAUCAAAUACUUAAGCGUCUGUUGAGCUACAGGUUCUUCUUCUUAGAUUUCAUCAUCUCAGCACAAAAAAAACAAACAAAAGCCCAUCUAACUAAGAGGUAGAAACACAGGCAACUUUGAAACGUUACGGCGGCACACCAAUGAUUACAACUUCUUAAAAUAUUGUAACAUUUGGAGGAUCAUGAGUUUUGCAACCACUCAUGGAAUAAAAGAUGAGAAAGAGGGACAGAUGACAGGGGGGGGGGGGGGGGGGGGGGGGG
Messenger RNA from Epinephelus moara (kelp grouper), 3688 nucleotides. RefSeq names its product coiled-coil domain-containing protein 88B. The transcript is spliced from 8 exons. Bases 1 to 1338 code for a protein of 445 amino acids. NCBI's taxonomy places the organism in Eukaryota, Metazoa, Chordata, Actinopteri, Perciformes, Serranidae. The record is from RefSeq and is a predicted model, not a curated record.